Histoplasma capsulatum G186AR is the source of this 984-nucleotide messenger RNA. RefSeq lists its product as uncharacterized. Bases 1 to 315 code for a protein of 104 amino acids. The record is from RefSeq and is a predicted model, not a curated record. Lineage: Eukaryota; Fungi; Ascomycota; Eurotiomycetes; Onygenales; Ajellomycetaceae. The transcript is spliced from 5 exons.
AUGCAAGCAAGGCCAUGGAUCACUGUUCUUCUUCGGACAAAGCGACCCCCAAGAAAACCUUUAUGGAAAUUCGAUCAUCUACCUAAUACUAUACCAAAUAUCAACCAGAGCUCUCUCAAUUACCCCGCAUUAAUUUCAUCAUGGGUGAAUGUGGCUGCGCUUGUGGCUCUUCCUGCCAGUGUCCCUCUGGGCAAUGCAGUUGCAAAUAAACAUGCCCUUGUAAUGCCCAGCCAGGCAUAUCUUCCUCCUUCGUUCGAUUUCCAGAUUCCCCGAUUGAUCGAGGGAGCAGGUUGUUAUUAUUCGACUCUCAAAUGACGUGGGAAGUAGCGUUUUCCUGUUACCAGGCCUCCGUGAACGGUAUACGUCAAUAAUCGUCAUUUAUUUUUCUGCUAUGGAAGGGGGUGAUUAGUAUCUGCGGACAAUAUGGCUGGUGUUUUUAUAGGGAGGCUAUUUACCGUAGUUCCGUAAAGAAAGAGACACUUGAAACUUCUAUUUGUUAUUCUGUAUGCGUUAUAAGUCUGCCCGCCUGCAAAUUUUGUGGUGCUGAGGCCCUCACCUUGCUCACCCACUUUCGCCUCUUAUAAACAUCAAGGGAACCUUCAGAUCACUGUCCACUCGUUUUAAGGCUGAAGAUGGAAUAAUACCUGGUAUUAGAUUUAAUCCUUGUUCUACCAGCUGUUCAAGCUUCUUAUGUUCUCAACGUUUCUAGGCGUUCAUUUUUCGCUAGUAGACGUUUGAAUCAAGUAUCUACUUCCACAAGGGUGUCAACGAAGGUCUCAUUGAUUUUGACCAACAACUGAUGUUCGGACGGCCGCGCUAUUUUGGAAAGCCCUAUUUGUACUUCCAUGCGAAAGUGUUAUAUCUCGAGAGCAUUGUGUCGUCCCAGGCUGUACUACCCAUGAAACUAAUGUACUUCAUUCCCAUGUUCAUGCAUCUUCUUGUAGGAUGAGGCUUUUAAUAAAAAACGUUGUUUCCCCCAUCACA